CGCGUCGAGCUGAUACAAGCCUUGCACUCCCUACCGCCUUCUUCCUCAUUCUGUUGUUGACCCCUCGGUUCCUUUCUGCUGCUUGCGGUUCCUUGAGUCGGGGCGAGAAAAAUAAAGAGCUUUAUCUCAUAGUAUUUGGAUGGGUGCUACCUACUUCUCUACUUUUAUAUGAGCAGGAUAUACUUUCAAAAGCGGGUGUUGGAUUGUCUCUACUCGCUAUGGCGGUUUCAGAAACAGAAGCUCUCUCUCCCAUUCUGGAAUCUCCUUCAACAAGCAGACGAAGAGAAGCCCCACAUUUGUUGCACAAAACUGGAGCCUACUUCCUUAGCCUUGCAGAGAGAGCAUACUUCAAGUCACCAAAGCUUCCAUGGCCUUUUGGCCCACUCACCCAGUCCGUAGGUUCCAUUGCUUCACCAGUUAUGCAAUCCAUGCAACACCAAUGGCUAGCUCUCCUUUACUUCAUAGAUGAACAGAUCCUAACUCUUGAAGAUAUUGUUAAGCACUUCUUCCCCCCUUCCAGGCAUGUCUUUGAGGCGAUCAACACCCUGGGCGACGACUUCUUGGAGUUCUUUGUGAACAUGAUUGAAUCAAGCAUGGACUACUUUCCCUCCAUGAUUCAUAAAUUUAUGGAUGCCAAUUUUGUGCUGACCUUCACAUUGAGUGUCUUGACGUCAAUACUGUCAGGAUGCACGAGAGAUCACCAGAAGAAGAAAGAAGACUUUGCACCAGUGCCGAAAGAGACUCAACCCACCGAAGCUGAUGAUGAUGGGGGUGAUGAAGUGCAAUUCGUAGAUAAAUUUGUGGGUGUUGAUAACCAGAAGAAAGAAGACUUUGCACCAUUGCCGGAAGAGACUCAACCCACCGAAGCUGAUCAUGAUGGUGGUGAUGAAGAGCAAUUCGUAGAUAAAUUUGUGGGUGUUGAUAAAACUAUCAACACCGUGGAUUCCAUUGCUGGACAAAGUAAAAAAGACGUGCUUGUAACUCAAAGACGAGAGAAGAAUGAGGAAGGGUGUAAGAUUGGAAUGGAGAAGAACGAGGAAGGGUGUAAGAAGAAGAAUGAGGAAGGGCGUAAGAUUGGCAUGGAGAAGAAUGAGGAAGGGUGUAAGAAGAAGAAUGAGGAAGGGCGUAAGAUUGGAAUGGAGAAGAAUGAGGAAGGGUGUAGGACGAGGAAUGAGGGAGGGCGUAAGAUUGGAAUGGAGAAGAAUGAGGAAGGGUGUAAGACGAGGAAUGAGGGAGGGCGUAAGAUUGGAAUGGAGGAGAAUGAGGAAGGGUGUAAGACGAGGAAUGAGGGAGCGCGUAAGAUUGGAAUGGAGAAGAAUGAGGAAGGGUGUAAGAAGAAGAAUGAGGGAGGGCGUAAGCUUGGAAUGGAGAAGAAUGUGGAAGGGCGUAAGAUUGGAAAGGAGAAGCAAGUAAAAGCUCAACCUUCAUCGGAUGCUGCUAAUGUUGAUAAAACCCAUGUUCGUAAUACAGAUCGGGGGAUAACAGUGGAUCCCGUUCUGCGUUUAUUUGAUUCUAAAUGGAUACAAAUGUAGGAAGCAUGGGAAAAGGGUGGAUACAAAUAUUAUAGAACUGCACAUAUGACAAGUGACUCUCUGUAAGCUCCCUUGUUUUUUUUUUUUUUCUUUUUGUGUGUGUGAAACGCUGUGAAUUGUGCUUUGCCUAGUUUCCGAUAUCCUUUUUUUGGAAUUUCAAGGCUUCAGUAUAUGUAGGAAUGCUUUUUUGCUUUUUCUUUUUCUUUUUUUCUCUCAAGAGAGAGAAAUAAGAGACGUGAAGAUCCAAUUGUAAAUGGA
This is a messenger RNA of Nymphaea colorata (pocket water lily), 1790 nucleotides long. RefSeq lists its product as uncharacterized. The record is from RefSeq and is a predicted model, not a curated record. The transcript has 2 exons. Lineage: Eukaryota; Viridiplantae; Streptophyta; Magnoliopsida; Nymphaeales; Nymphaeaceae. The coding region runs from base 219 to 1532 and encodes 437 amino acids.